AUGUAUCUUAAUGUCAAGCUGCCAUAUCCUGAUGCCAAGUUGUUGCAUUCUGAUGUCAAGUUGCCAUAUCCUGAUGCCAAGUUGAUGCAUGCUGAUAAGUUGUUGCACCAUGAUGUCCAGCUGCCAUAUCCUUAUGCCAAGUUGUUACACCAUGAUUCCAAGGUGUCUCAUUCAAAUGUCAAGUUUCCAUAUCCUGAUGCCAAGUUGUCGCAUCCUGAUGUCAAAUUGCCGUGCCUUGAUGUCAAGUUGUUCCAUCUUAAUGUCAAGUUGUUGCACCACGAUGCCAAGUUGUUGCAUUCUGAUGUCAAGUUGUUACAUUCUGAUGUCAAGUCGCCGUACUUUGAUGUCAAGUCGCCGUACCCUGAUGUCAAGUCGCCGUACCCUGAUGUCAAGUUGCACCCUGAUGCCAAGUUGUUUCAUCUUGAUGUCAAGCUGUUGUAUCCUGGUGUCAAGUUGUUGCACCCUGAUAUAAAAUGUUUACACUAUAUUGUGACAUUUUAUUGA
Molecule: messenger RNA, 504 nt
Organism: Liolophura sinensis
Lineage: Eukaryota; Metazoa; Mollusca; Polyplacophora; Chitonida; Chitonidae
Product: neuroblast differentiation-associated protein AHNAK-like
Exons: 1
Coding region: 1-504 (167 amino acids)
Source: RefSeq, a predicted model, not a curated record